AUGAGGCUCCGAUCGGCGCUCCCAAGACGCACUCCCCCGCCAUGGCGACCGUUUGGGCGCGGCGUCAAAUGCGCGGCGCAUGCUGCUGUGGUCGUCUGCCUUUGGGGUCUCAGCUUUUGUGGUCCAGAGGCCAGAAGAGCGAAUCUGCGCGGAGGGCUCGCCCUCCGCUGCGGCCAUGCAGGGCCAGGUGACGAGGCCGGGCGUCGGCUGCUGGAAUGGCUAGCAGAGGAGGGCGCCUAUGUCUCGGAGGCCUUGGACGUGGUCACUGACCCCGUGCUGGGUCGUGAGCUGGUCGUCACUGAAGCCGUGGACGAAGCACAGGAGCUGAUCAAAGUGCCUCCGGAACUUUGCAUCCCCGCGCCAGAGAUGGAGGACCUCGACGAGGACCUUCGCUUGGCUUUGGGGCUGCUGGAGGCGAACCGGGCACGCGAUGCCGAGCCAAAACUCUCUUUGGCUCCUUUUGGGCGAAUUCUUGCCGCGAGUUCCUAG
Molecule: messenger RNA, 489 nt
Organism: Durusdinium trenchii
Lineage: Eukaryota; Dinophyceae; Suessiales; Symbiodiniaceae
Source: the annotation of a GenBank genome assembly